AUGCAGUCGCACAAGCCCUCGGUCGUUGUUCCAGACGUUCUUUGGCUCAAUGCCAAAACUCCCACCAACUUCAAAUGGACCCCCGACUAUGAGCAAAAGAGUAUCAUUGCUGUCCGAGCUCAACAUUAUUCAGCAAAAAGGCGGGUGGAACAUGCUUCGUCACUGUUUGAGCUGCAAAAAUAUGGUCCACAGCUUCUGCCUGAACGAACCUCUUAUGGGCGGAACCCUUUUGAAGCACAGGGAAAAGCGCCAUCAGAAACCAGCCAGACAAAGGAUACAGACGAGCACCAUGUUCUUGAGGGAAAGAGGCGCAGACUCUUCCAUCGCAAAGCCAUCAAGAGGCCCCGUCAGUCACAACAACGUGCACACUCGACAAGAGCCAUCGGAGUUUCGUCCGUCGGCAAGGGCGGGUCACUGUCAAAGCUUCUCCGGGGAGGAAACAGCGACCCAUUUUCUUCGACACCUAUUCCUCUAUCCGCACUGAGGUAUAGUGUAAUAUCAAUAAUCCAACCAAUAUCUUUGAGGACAAUUUGGGCAGGUGAAGUUGGGACACCGAAUGCGGUCAGAGUCUUGAUACCUGCACAGAAGAGAGUUUACGAGACGGACUUGAACCACGAAGCCGUGAUGCAUGCUCUAUUUGCGUACCGCUGGUCAGUCAUGGGUCAUCUGCAUCCUCAUAACAAGGACCUAUAUUACCGCUACGCACUUGACCAUGAAGUCCGGGGCAUCCGUGGGUUGCAGCCACUUGUCACAUCGGAAUCCGACACAAGUGAGGAGCUCAAUGUUGCUGUGCGGGUCGUCCUGUUAUUUUGCUGUGCAUCCGUGUUCAGAUCCCGCCUUGAUGCACUCUUUUUGCACCUGAAUGGGUUGAAGCAGCUCAUCCAAUCCAUGGGAGGGGUUGACAGGCUUCACUGGAUAAGAAAGGAGAUCGCCACUAUCUUGUUGUCAGGGCUGCUGCAACUACACCCACACAUACAGUUCUCGACCCUUCAAGCUGGGAUCCUGGAUGGUGGUGGGAUAGGGGUCAUUGUGACCAGCCGGGAGAUCUACUGA
This is a messenger RNA of Cladophialophora bantiana CBS 173.52, 1053 nucleotides long. RefSeq lists its product as uncharacterized. The transcript is spliced from 2 exons. The coding region runs from base 1 to 1053 and encodes 350 amino acids. The record is from RefSeq and is a predicted model, not a curated record. NCBI's taxonomy places the organism in Eukaryota, Fungi, Ascomycota, Eurotiomycetes, Chaetothyriales, Herpotrichiellaceae.